AUGAAGUCUUUUGCAUGGGCGACGAAGGCUCUCCUUGUGGGGGCCCUUAUACACUUUGUGCAACUCGCCGCUCUAGCGGACGCGAGCGACCCGGCAGGACCGAAUGGUGGAGCCCCUCCGCGCAGAGCUCUUGACAUUGAAGAAGUGAGGCUCCGGCUGCUCGAGUCGCUGAAAGACAAUAAUUUGCGGCAGUUGCCCGGCGCUGAAGAAGCACUCUUGCUUCACCUUGACGACCUUGCUGGGAUUGGGGGCGAGGAGGCCGCGCAGGCGAAUGCCUCCUCCCCGAGAGAUGCCGCCUGGCGGGCGAUGGCUGUAGGCUUCCUGGAAACCGUUGCCGCCGGGUUUCACCUGGACAGCCACAAACUCCCCAUGGUGUGCGGUGAAGUCGUCUUGGCGCUCGAUGAGAUCGUCUCCUACCUCCAGACGCGUCACCAAGCCUUCCGCAUUGUUCGAUGGUCUGAGAAAGCCUUGCAGGGCUUGAGGGCGCUUGGCAGAGCCCUCGGGAACAUCCCCGCAGUCGCGGCUGCAUCUGAAAUGCUUGCGCGCAAGGGACACGUCGGUCAGGAUGCCCCCGAUCGGCUGACCCUCCAGCGCCUCUUGCGCGUCAUUGAGAAAGACAUCUCCGCCCCUCUGGAGCAGUUCGGCACCAUCGUCGAGCGCGAGGCGCAAACGGCUGCUCCGCCGACGGCGAGACUCUACCAGAGCGUCUCCGAGAAACUAAAGGGCGUCAAACGUGCCAUCGACGCGUGCAUCGCUUUCACGCUCCUCGACAUCUACCGCGCCGGCGGCAACUCCCUCGCGUUGGACUUCACCCGCUCAGAGGCAAACACCGGCGCAUAA
Molecule: messenger RNA, 840 nt
Organism: Besnoitia besnoiti
Lineage: Eukaryota; Apicomplexa; Conoidasida; Eucoccidiorida; Sarcocystidae
Exons: 1
Coding region: 1-840 (279 amino acids)
Source: RefSeq, a predicted model, not a curated record